AUGACGACACUGCAGCUUGUGACAGGGUUAUUCAACGCGUGGGUACUUGCGCAACUGCCUGCGCUCGCGCUUGCGCGCACCUUUACUGUGACGAACUCAUGUCCUUUCACGAUAUGGUACAUGUUCACGGACCUCAGUGCUGGCACAGCUGUGCCCAACUUUCCAACUGGAUGGGAAGCGCCGCCCACGAAUUCCGUCACGUUCGCCGUCCCCGAUAACUGGAAAGCCGGGAGAAUAUGGGGUAGGAGAGACUGCGACUUCACGAUCACGACUGGCCCCACCUGUCUCGACGGGUGGUGUAAUGGCGGACUGCUUUGCGAUCCCGCCACGGGAACUGGUGUGCCUCCCGCGACCGUCGCAGAAUGGACGCUCCAGGGUGAUGGUAAUCGCGAUUUCUACGACGUAUCUCUUGUCGACGGAUACAACCUUCCUAUGGCUGUCACCAACUCCGCGAAUUGCCCGGUCGCCGACUGUCCAGUCGACCUUGGACCCAAUUGUCCCGCACCGAUACAGGGCCCGUUCGACUCAACCGGUUUCCCCGUGGGAUGCAAGAGCGCUUGCGCAGCGAAUCUGGAUGGAGACCCGACCGACUCUGCAAACUGUUGUUCAGGCAGUCAUGACACCGCUGCCACCUGCCCUUCUUCAGGAGUGCAGUACUACGGCUACUUCAAGGGGAACUGCCCGAACGCGUACGCGUACGCCUUCGAUGAGUCCAGCAACACAGCGCUCUGGACAUGCGACUCUGGACUGAAUGCGGACUACACCUUAACGUUUUGCCCGUGCGUCGAAGGGUGA
Messenger RNA from Trametes versicolor FP-101664 SS1, 795 nucleotides. Its product is annotated as thaumatin-like protein. Gene Ontology annotation, cellular component: extracellular region. Bases 1 to 795 code for a protein of 264 amino acids. Gene Ontology annotation, biological process: defense response. The record is from RefSeq and is a predicted model, not a curated record. NCBI's taxonomy places the organism in Eukaryota, Fungi, Basidiomycota, Agaricomycetes, Polyporales, Polyporaceae. The transcript has 9 exons.